CGUCGUCCGAACGUUUUCCCACAGCGAGCCCAGCCGCAGGCAAAGGGCUUCUCUUUGGUGUGCGUCCUUUCGUGUCUUUGGACAUGCUCCACACGCCUAGAUUACCUGAAGCGCUUGCUGCAAUACUUGCACGGCAACGUCUUGGGCUUUUGCUGCCGGGCCUCACCAUUUUCCCCAGCUACGCCAGAGCCUCCGUGAGGAGGCUGCCCCUCUAUGGACUGGAGUGGCAUCAUUUCGUGCAAACGCUGCCCAAAGAAGCGGCAGGCAAAGGGGAAAAGAAGGGUACUGUGUGCUCGGCUAGGUAAUAGGAUAGAUAGCUCGAGGACCACCGAGGUCACACAGCACGAGAAAGUGGGGGAAAUGGAGGAGGUAAGGUAGGCGGAGCAAGCAGAGUUGGGCUUGAAAGGGAUACUUUGCGGGGUGCGGUGUGUAUCGAUA
Molecule: messenger RNA, 438 nt
Organism: Colletotrichum phormii
Lineage: Eukaryota; Fungi; Ascomycota; Sordariomycetes; Glomerellales; Glomerellaceae
Exons: 2
Coding region: 84-305 (73 amino acids)
Source: RefSeq, a predicted model, not a curated record